Dictyostelium purpureum is the source of this 826-nucleotide messenger RNA. Its product is annotated as proteasome subunit alpha type 6. The transcript is spliced from 4 exons. Gene Ontology annotation, biological process: ubiquitin-dependent protein catabolic process. The record is from RefSeq and is a predicted model, not a curated record. Gene Ontology annotation, cellular component: cytosol; proteasome core complex; nucleus. Bases 1 to 738 code for a protein of 245 amino acids. NCBI's taxonomy places the organism in Eukaryota, Evosea, Eumycetozoa, Dictyosteliales, Dictyosteliaceae.
AUGAGUAGAGCAGGUACAGCAGGUUAUGAUAUGAGUAUUAUUUUCUCACCACAAGGAAAAUUAUACCAAAUUGAAUAUGCAUUCAAAGCUAUUAAAACAGGUGGUCUCACAUCAGUUGGUAUCCGUGGUAAAGAUUCAGUAGUUGUAGCAACUCAAAAGAAAAUCCCAGACAAGUUAAUUGACCCAAAAUCAAUUACAUCACUUUAUAAACUUACUGAUUAUAUUGGUUGUGUCCAAACUGGUAUUGUUCCUGAUUCAAAAUCUCAAGUUAGUAGAGCUAUUCAAGAAUGUGCAUCAUUCCAUCAUAAAUUUGGUUAUCAAAUGCCACCAAAUGUUUUAGCUAAAAGAAUUGCAGAUAUUGCACAAUUAUCAACACAACAUGCUUCAGCUAGACCAUUAGGUGUUGCAAUGAUCCUUAUUGGUAUUGAUGACGAAUUAGGUCCACAACUUUAUAAAAUUGAUCCAGCUGGUGUAUAUUGCGGUUAUAAAGCAACUGGUGCUGGUGAAAAAGAACAAGAAACAACCAAUUUCCUUGAAAAGAAAUUUAAAUCAAAUCCACAAUUAUCAAGAGAUGAAACUAUUCAAAUGGCCAUUUCAACACUCCAAAAUGUUUUAGGUGCUGAUUUAAAGGCAUCAGAUAUUGAAAUUGGUAUUUGUACAGUUGAAAAUAAAAAGUUUGCUGUUAUGACUGAAGAAGAAAUUGAUGUUCAAUUAACUAAACUUGCUGAAAGAGAUUAAAAAUACAGAUAAUUAUAAAAUAAAAACCAAAUUGUUAUAUAAAAAAAAAAAAAAAAAAAAAAGAAAAAAAAAAAAGUUUUAAAACAAU